UAUCGAUAGCCUAUUGAUUGUAACAUAGGUGCUCGUCGUUGCCCGGACGUCGUUGAUGGACCGCCAGGACAGCCUGGCUUGUUUGUACUAAAUGUUUCGACCUACGUACCAAAGUUGAGAGGCAUGCUAGUGAGUCAAGUAUACGUAGACCUAUAGACAUGUAUAUAUAAUAUAGUGAAUGCGUCGUGUAGGAAUUUGAAGUACGCAUUUCGACUGCAUACAAAUCAACACGCGCCGAUAGAAUUGAAGGAUUGACACUCAAAGCCGAUAGUUGAAGGAAGCACUCACCUUUGGCAGGCCGCUGAUGGGGUGUACACGUAUUGAAUGAUCACGUGCUGAGUGACUUGAUCAGGGAAGGCAAUUGCCUGCUUUUAGUACGUAUUUGCAUUAAGCUGCAUUUUAUUGCUUGAUUUAGUGAAGUGUACACUCAAAAGGUAGACGUCAGCAAGCUGUAUAUCGAAUAUCUCAUCAGUGUUAUAAACAGGACAAAACACAGCUAACGUGGUACCAACUGUCAAUAAGCUCAUUGCCAUGCCGGGACAUUUUAUUUACCAUAGUGCUCGUCUCUGAUGCUGGCCUUAUCAGUGCCUUGGGAAUAAAGUUGGGAUUAUGCUGAUUCAUUAUGAAAGUUGCUGAUUAACGUUUAACCAUUGAAUGGAUGAAAACCUGUAAGAUACUCGACAGACGAUGUUUUCUGUGAACGGCCUGUGACCACUUCUAGAACAACUCUCCUUUACAUUAUGGAUUUAGAAACACGAGCUCGUGAACGUCGCCUCAUGGACAUAGCGCGCGGGAAACAAUACCUUCGCCAGAUCGACAAUCUGGCAGAGAAACACUGGAAUCAACUCGAACCUAGGAACAACAGCUAUAGGCAAGUAUCGGUGGGCCCCCUAAAAGAAUAUACAUUCUUUUUAAACAGAUCAUUCCAACAAGGAGAGGAUAGUGUAUCAAAUAGGGCCAAACCAAAACGUAGAAUUCAUUCCGAACAAAUGCCGAAAAUGAAUGGACAAGUGACGACAGAUCGUGUGCAGUCCGAGAGACUGGGUGGUCAAACUGGUAUGGAAUCCCUGAGAGGAACACAUUUGUUCAACCAGUGGGGAUCGAACAUCGAUCCUCUAGCGGAAAAAGUGGCGCUUAAAAGAGAAGACAGGCAAGCAACAGUCCAACCAUUUUCGUUUGGAGAUGGAAACAGAAAAGUUCAGAAGCCAAGCCCCAAAAAGGGAGUCUUGAUGAGCCGGGUAAGCUCUGACCUCAAGGACCGACAAAUAAAAACAAACACUGACUUCCGGUCAUCACGCAAUGGAAUGGUGGCAGUCAUACAUCCGGUCGGGCCGUCACCGGACACGGAAGUCGUACCGGAUGUCAUAGAUCAACAAAUGAUAGAACGAGAACAGACGUCAGUGAUGCUGAGUAGGAUAGAUAGGAUGCUUCACCCAAACAGAUAUGCGCUGAAGACUAAAUUAGCCCCGAGUGAGGAGGAAGUAUCUCACAACUCAUCUAAAGCAGCAUCCGACAUUUCUAAUAAAAGUGUGAAAAGAAACAUUGAGCAGGGUUAUUCUAAUGGAGGGCAUCACAAUCCUCCCCGGACAAGGGAAGAUCGUUCUAAAUUAUUAUCUAACCCCGCUUACGCCCCAAAGACUUCUGGUAACCCAAUGAAGUCGUUCGCACAGAUGCUGAACGAGUUGGACAGAACCCAAAUUAACGUUGACCGGAAGUGUCGUUUGUGGAUCAAUAAAAUAGCGUUGGAUUCAUAUGAGUGACGCGCGGAUAUUCAUAAUUUGUGUCUGUGUUAUGGAACAAGUCUUUUGUUUUAGAAACCGACACAUAUGUCUCUGAAAUACAUGAUAUAAUUACUGUGACGUUGUUUGUUCAUAUAUUAAAUGUUAAGGUAUAUGGGAAGACUUAUAAUGAAAGUGUGAAUUAUCGAAAAUUCAUUCUGUAAAAAGUGAUAUUUUUCCCUAGUAAAAAUAUCACUUUUUUCUGAUUUGACCAAUCAAAACGACAAUGGGAGAAUUUUAAAGCUGCCCGGUAGAUUUUACUGUAACAAAUAUAUCAGAUAAUAUAAAAAAUAUCAAAAUAUUAGCCACACGGGUGAAAUAUAUUUGGUUUUACUGAAAUAACUGUUAGAUAUCCUCUAUGUAUUACCAAAAGGUGUUUAUUUUACACUCCGUGAAAUACUUGUAUUAAAAGAACUAUCACAGGACUACAUAAUGUAGAACAUUUCACUUUGUAAUCCACUUUUGCAUUGUAGAAUGAAUUGUAUCUUGUUUACUUUAUUUCUAAGGAAAUAACGAAUGUAAAACAUAGUACACAUAAGAAAUAUUGUUGGUAAAAUAAUAAGAUAUUGAUGCA
Molecule: messenger RNA, 2352 nt
Organism: Pecten maximus
Lineage: Eukaryota; Metazoa; Mollusca; Bivalvia; Pectinida; Pectinidae
Exons: 1
Coding region: 741-1760 (339 amino acids)
Source: RefSeq, a predicted model, not a curated record